AUGUCUGUUGCAAAUCCUUUCAGAAAGUUGAUUAAAUGCGUUAUUCUUGAUUUGGAUGGCACGUUGCUCAACACAGAUGGCAUUGUUUGCAACGUUUUAAAGGUUUCGUUGGGAAAAUAUGGUAAAGAAUGGGAUGGAAGAGAAACCCUUAAAAUUGUCGGGAAAACACCUUUAGAAGCUGCUUCUGCUGUUGUUGAAGAUUAUGGACUUCCUUGCUCGCCAAUUCAGUUUAUUUCCGAGAUUUCACCGCUAUUUUCCAAUCAGUGGUGCAACAUUAAAGCACUUCCUGGUGCCAAUCGGUUGAUUAAACAUUUGAAGAGCAAUGGAGUUCCAAUGGUCUUAGCAUCAAACUCUCCAAGGGAGAGCGUUGAUGCUAAAAUAUCCUUUCACAACGGAUGGAAAGAUUCUUUCUCCGUCAUAAUUGGGGGAGACGAAGUUCGAACAGGGAAGCCUUCCCCUGACAUAUUCUUUGAAGCUGCUAGGAGGUUACACAUGGAGCCUUCCAGCUGUCUUGUGAUUGAAGACUCUUUACCUGGUGUUACUGCAGGUAAGACUGCUGAAAUGGAGGUGGUUGCUGUACCAUCACUCCCGAAACAGUCUCAUCUCUUUACUGCAGCAGAUGAGGUGAUCAAUUCCCUACUUGAUUUGCAACUUGAAAAGUGGGGUCUACCACCAUUUGCCGACUGGGUGGAGGGAACUUUGCCGGUAGAUCCUUGGUAUAUUGGUGGUCCUGUCAUCAAGGGAUUUGGUCGUGGGUCAAAAGUACUCGGGAUUCCUACAGCUAAUUUGUCAACAAAGGACUAUUCAGAUCUCCUUUCAGAGCAUCCUGCAGGAGUUUAUUUUGGUUGGGCUGGAUUACCAACAAGAGGUAUUUUUAAAAUGGUGAUGAGCAUUGGUUGGAAUCCAUAUUUUAGCAACAAAGAAAAAACUAUAGAACCAUGGUUGCUUCAUGAAUUCACCGAGGAUUUCUACGGGGAAGAACUGCGGCUGGUUAUAGUCGGUUACAUACGUCCUGAGGGAAAUUUUCCAUCCCUUGAAAGCUUGAUUGCUAAGAUUCACGAAGAUCGCAGAGUUGCUGAGAGAGCUCUUGAUCUUCCCAUGUAUUCGAGUCAUAAGAAUGAUUCAUAUUUGAUAAGCUCAUAG
Lathyrus sativus (Indian pea) is the source of this 1143-nucleotide messenger RNA. NCBI's taxonomy places the organism in Eukaryota, Viridiplantae, Streptophyta, Magnoliopsida, Fabales, Fabaceae. The record is from the annotation of a GenBank genome assembly.